Bipolaris sorokiniana ND90Pr is the source of this 740-nucleotide messenger RNA. RefSeq lists its product as uncharacterized. Bases 294 to 722 code for a protein of 142 amino acids. The record is from RefSeq and is a predicted model, not a curated record. The transcript has a single exon. NCBI's taxonomy places the organism in Eukaryota, Fungi, Ascomycota, Dothideomycetes, Pleosporales, Pleosporaceae.
CCAGAGUGUUGGGUUGCGGGUGCAUGCACGGAUUGGAGGAAGAAAGAACCAUGUUCCCGCUUCAAGGUGGACAGGUCGGGGUGUUGUGGCAUGGUUCGGUCGUGAGAGCCUGCAGCCAGCCAUGUGUGUGUGUUAGCAUGCAUCCAAAGCAUGCCAACCAGCCAGCCUGACAGCAAGCAUGCCAGCCAGCCCAGCGACCAGCUGCGUCUUAGCAAUGCGCACUUGUCCCUCACUUCAAUCACCGAGGUAGAUCAGUCAAUCGCUUGCUCUGCUAUGGGUUCCCUCCCAAGUCUAUGUUACAGAUUCUAGCAAGCAAAGAGUGGAGACAUCGGAUGCGUGUUGCUGUGCCGCGCUGUAUGUACCUUGCCCUCCUAUGCAUACAUACGUGUCGUCAUCGCAACGAACGAAAAAAACAGAAUGCCUGCAAACUACAGUCGGUCCUAAUUCAACAAGUGCUGCAAUGCCAUGUGUACGAGUUUGCCUCGUCGACGCAACGCUUUGGGUGUGUGUGUGAAUGUGUAUGUGCGUGUUUGAAUAUGUGUGUAGGUGUGUGCGGGCACGUGUGUGUAAGUGUGUGUAUGUAUGUGUACGUGCGUGCGUGCGUGUUGGUAUGCAUCCAUGCAUCCGACCUUACAUGGACGCUGUCCAAAGCAAAGUGUUGUGAUGCGCAAGGAUCCUGCAGCCAAACGGCAGCCAAGCAAAACAAGCGAUGCUCAUGGUAGAAAAAGCGAGAUAGAAAU